Messenger RNA from Aspergillus candidus, 2529 nucleotides. RefSeq names its product adaptor protein NBP2. Bases 670 to 1962 code for a protein of 430 amino acids. The transcript has a single exon. The record is from RefSeq and is a predicted model, not a curated record. Gene Ontology annotation, molecular function: protein binding. NCBI's taxonomy places the organism in Eukaryota, Fungi, Ascomycota, Eurotiomycetes, Eurotiales, Aspergillaceae.
CCCCUCCUCCUCUCCACCCCCCGUCCCUCGGCCAUCAUUGGACAUUGUCUCUCUUCUUCUAUGUUUCCUUUCUUACUGUUCUUCUCUUCUUGAUUGAUCUAUUUUUUUUUUCUAAAAAAACUUAUUUAUUCCGAUUGUCUAUUGCCGAUCCCGAUCUCGACUCGCACUCGGAGAAUUCUCUUGUGAUCCAUCGAUUGUGUGGAAGGGCGGUCCCUGUUUUGCCCCAGAUCUUGCAUUGCGCCGUCUCCAAUCACCCUGUACCUGUGUGAGGUUGUCGAUCAUUGCAGGUCGAUUCGACACUUUCACUUGAGGCUAUCGAGUCUCCCGGAACGAAGAUCGCGCCCUAUUCUCGGCGCAAACCCCUCCGACGGACGGCCCCCAAUACUCGAGUCGUGCGUCGCACGCAAGGAGCUCAACCAAGCCCAUCCUCUCCAUCCCUCGGUUCCCAGAAGAUUGGAAUUGGAAUUGUCUUGCAGAUCGCUGUUCGGUGACGGCGCGCCUCCUCUCUCCUGGGCUCUUUUGUCGGUGGGCGGUCGCAAUGCCAAACUAGGGCGUCCACGUUCCUGACCUUGACACCUCACCAACAAACAACCCCUCGACCGGGCGUUUUGCUCAAACCCUUGACAGACAAUCUUUUCUGCGUUUGGAUUUCUCCUCGCGGCACGACGAAUGGCCACCAUGACAUCCACAACUUCGCCACAACAGACGGCCUCCUCGCCGAGCUUGUCCGUCCUCCCCCAGUUAAACACGGACGCGAACGCGAAGCGGCAAAGUCGCCAUCGAUCGUCCUCCAUGUCUAAGGAUCGUCUGUCCACGCACUCGAACAUCUCAAUUACGUCCCAAACCCGAUCGCGCCCAGGGUCGCACGUGUUCCCCAUCUUCCAUUCCAGCUUGUCGUACGCUCUGGUUCGCGAUUUCGCAUACCCGCCGAUUCACCCUCUCCACUACGGCCCCCUGCCCUUGCGGGCGUCGGCCGUGUCCACCCCCGUCAGCGAACAACGGCGUCUGUCGGACCCUCCGGCCCCGUGGGACAGCUCCCGUGGCCAGUGGUCCACGGGACCGUGGAGCACAGACCACAGUUAUGGACAUCAGCAAUUGCCCGCCAUGUCCUUCGGGGACGGCCCGCCAUACAGCGAGGAUGAAGAUCUGCACAGCCCGGUCUUUUCCACGCCCCGUCAUCGGAAGAACAAAUCCACCGGAACCGAUCUCAAUGGAAGGAGGGGCCGGAGCCCCGCCGGGCGCGGACCGACCUCGAUGAGCUUCGCAGUGAGAGCGGACCGUGGAACGUUCGUCGGGAUGAACUCGGACGGCACUGAAACAUACUAUGUCAACGACGACGACCUGGCGGAUGACGGGCCCGGGGGCGAGUUCGUCACGUACCCGUCCAACGGACACAGCUAUGCCCUGUCGGGGGCCCCGGGGGGCUACCCGGGGUACGAGCGGGAGGCCGGAUGCGAGUCCGGGGAGGACUUCACGGACCACCGGUAUUCGCGGGACUUUCAAUUCGCCGUCGGCUGCCCGGACGAGGAAAUGCACGGCAAGGCCGUCGCCCUGUUUGACUUUACGCGGGAGCACGAGAACGAGCUUCCACUGGUGGAAGGUCAGGUGAUUUUCGUGUCCUACCGGCACGGUCAGGGGUGGCUCGUGGCCGAGGACCCCCAGACCGGCGAAAGCGGCUUGGUGCCGGAGGAAUUCGUCCGGCUUCUCCGCGACAUCGAAGGCGGGUUGACGUCGUUGAACGGUGACCUGGAGAUGGAGGGCGCGGACAGCGCGUCCCUGAGCCCGGAGUCCGAUUCUCAGCAGGAGAGCACGCCGACUGAUAACAGUCGCACCCAUCAGUUCCCUGUGGCAUCGGAUAAAGAGACCACCAACGGCAAUGGAAACACGAACGGGGGCGACCCUUCUGCCGAGCACCCUAGCAAGAAUGCAGACGCUGGUGAUCAAUCAGCCACGAAGGCAUGAUCUUCGAAUGGUCUAUCUCAGCAAUGAUCCUUUCCCUGUCCCCAUAGUACUGCAUUCACCUCAUCAACUCAUCCAAAAGGAUAUUGGAUUAAUCCGACGGAUGUUCACAUAACCCCUGCCCUUCCCCCUCAUGUCCCCAUUUUGCCUUAUUCAUUUUCUUUCUUUCCCCCUUUUUUUUGUCUACAUUCUGUUCUUUUCCCUGUUCAGUUCCCAGGCUGGAACUUCCUCCUUACCUUACUCUUUUCUCUUCUUUUUGGAACUUUACUACGAAACAAAGCCCCAUCCUUUUACGGAUGACGAGGCCGAUCUUCUCCACCCUGAUCAGCCAGCUAUGAUGGAUGGGUAGGAGUUUUACGUCAUUUCUUUACUUUUUCUUCUACUUUUACUUUUCUUUACUUCUGCAUUGACUGGUAUGAUAGAAUCUACAUUGUGGAUGGAUGGGAUAUCUUGGAAUUUGUGAGGGUUGGAAUGGAAGGGACCUGAAACGGGCUCGGUCUACUCUGGAAGGUGAUCAGAAAAGAACCAAAGAGAAUGGAAAAUGAAGGAAAGAAAAAAAAAAAAAAAAAA